Molecule: messenger RNA, 5485 nt
Organism: Drosophila ficusphila
Lineage: Eukaryota; Metazoa; Arthropoda; Insecta; Diptera; Drosophilidae
Exons: 6
Coding region: 1-4152 (1383 amino acids)
Molecular function (GO): calcium ion binding
Source: RefSeq, a predicted model, not a curated record
AUGUGUUUUACCACCUACACUUACCGCAAAACCUUGAUGGAAAAUGGAAAUAUGAAUGUUGUAAGCAAGGAUCUAGUAAUAUCAAACCGUCUUACCGAGGAUCGGAUGACUACAAGUGAUAGGACCAUUUCUGAUAUUAUUUCCUUCAAGAAUAUAUUACAUAUAUUUACAUUACUUUUCUUCUUUGUAUCUUUACAGGUUGACUUCAUUGGCAACAUAAAUUUAAAACUAUUUCGACCGAUGUUCAAUGUUGUGGCACAUAUACUAAAAAAACAGUUAGUAAAUGCACCAAAGAUAGAACUUAAUCGCCCGUUAAAUGAUAAAGGAAACCCAAAAAUAAAUAAUAAUAAUAAAUUUGCACAGGCAAGCCAAAUAAUAAAUAAACCAGUUUAUAUACCUUUGAAGCAAAGUGGUAAUACUGAAAGUAGGAAAAAACACCUUAGUUUCACAAAUACAGAACAAAUUAAGGUGUACCCGCCUGAGAUCGAUGCAAUAAAAUCGCGUUCUCUAACACAGAUUAUAUUUAACGCGUUAGUUAACACCGUUAUUCCUAUUAGACCUGGUGAGAUAAUAACUGCCAGCGCUGACGUUAUUUUUGGAAGACCGACUAAUAGUGUAUUAGUAACUCCCACUUUGUCAAAGUUUUCCAAAUACAUUUAUUCAACUUUGUUGAAACCAAUAAAAUACAUCGUUCCAUUUAAAUCCACAAUAUUGCCUUAUGCGCAGUCCAAUAAGAGAAGAAUUCUUAUAGAGUACGCCAGUAUAUUGAAGCCACCAAGAUUACCUGAAAAUAAACAAAUACUACUACAGUACCCACCAUUAGGACGAACUCAAGAAAAACAGAUGUUUUCAGCUCAUGAAAUGGUUAACAAAAAUCCGGUUAUAGACUUUUAUUCCUCUCAAUCACGAAUUGGCUUUAAUUCAGCCUUGCACAACAACCAAGUUAAUCGUGUACCAGAAAUAUUAGGUACAAUUUAUAGAACUACUAAAAGUUAUUACACAACCACAAACUCAGAUAAGUAUUCUUUUAUUGAGGAUUUUUCUGUAGACAUGUUGAGCACAGCCAUGCCCAUCAGAACGCCUUUCAUUAUAUCAUCCUUUUCCGAGCUUCAACAUGUUAACUUUAAACAUGAUGUCCUUAGCCACACAAUUAAUGUGCAUGCCCGUCCACUGACAUUUAAAAAAGAGAUGGAAAACACUCCGCAUUUCGAAAUACCUGCUAGCAGCUUUAGGACUGAAGUCCCAUUGAGAUCAAAUCACAAGAGGGUGUUUCCUUACGACAAUAAAAAAAUAGUCUUCGAGGAGGUCGAUUUCAAUAAACUUAAUAUUUUAAGUAACUUCAAGUUUGGUCAAUAUCGUAAUCCAACAAGACAUAUGGAUGGACAUCUUCAUGAAUCAGAUCAAGUUGCCCAACAUUCAAACAAAUCAUUUUAUCUUUUAAAGAUUACCUCAACAAAAAAAUACGAUCUAAUAAAUAACACAGCACCAAAUAAUUGGCCUUCAAGCAUACAUUUUUUUAAUGAAUUCACAAUGUCGAAUAGCAACCAUAAGGGGAAAAUUCACAAGAUGUCCUUAAGCAGUUUACAAAAGCUGGUUCCAUCAAAAGGGGAACAUUUUUAUGUAGGACCAUUAACAGGGUACAAUACUGAACCUCCAAGGUUUAACGCGAAAAUUCCUAAUGCAAUUGACUCUCCUUCCCCGAGUGAUGAUAUACAAAGUAUAGUAUACCUAAGUAUACAAUUGAAAAGUACGAAGACAGAUAAGCUUAUGUCGAAUGACCACAUAAAGUUGAAUACAGCAUUAUUAAGCCCAAUGAAUAAUAACAGAUCCAACGCCAUAUUAUCAGUACUAAAUUCAGGCAAUGCAAUUGCAAUAUUAUCAACAAGACAGCUGCUGUCCAAGUCUACUCAAAUCUUGUCUACUUCAACCAAAAGUACAACUACUAAAGCCGGCAACAUGAAUCCAAUAAUUGCCUUAAAAAGUGAUAAAAAUCACCUUGAACCUUCUGAAAUGUUACAGAAUGAUAUUACUUCUGUUUCAAAAACAGCAAUGUAUUUGGAAAAAAAUUCAAGGUUCUUCACAAAAUUAAAGCCAAUAAAUUCAUUCCUUUCAACAUCCUUUUAUACCAGAAAUACACCAAAUUUCUUUUCUAUUUUAAAACCCACCAAAACCAUAUUAAAUGUAGUGAACGGAUCUGUUUUAAAAAGCAUAUUUGACUUGAAAGAUAACAGAUCUAUUGGGCACGCGAUAUUUAAAACGAAAAAUGAUGUAAAAAAACCAAUUUCCAUUAGGUUUCAAAAAGAACCUCCUCCGCCAAUAAGGUCACAAGUAAUUCGUGAAUAUGAUGUUAAACAUGUUAGUCAAAUGACCAAAAAUUUUAAACCUACAGACCACACAUCAGAACCAUCGAAAUCAAUUAAUGAUUCGGGUUCCAAAAACGUUGUAGAUAUUAACAACACGAUUAAAAACAGUCUGAGCAUUUCGAAGCAUGAUGUUAUUAAAUAUGGGUCGACCAGUCUAUUGUCCUCAGACUUGACUCGACAUGAAGAUCUGUAUACAACCAGCGUUCCAAAUAAAAUACCCAUUGAACCAUCAAAAUCAAUUAAUGAUUCAGGUUCCAAAAACGUUGUAGAUAUCGACAACACGAAAAACAGUCUGAGCAUUUCGAGGCAUGAUGUUUUUAGAUAUGGGUCGACCUAUCUAUUGUCCUCAGACUUGACUCGACAUGAAGGUCUGUAUACAACCAGUGUUCCAAAUAGUAUACCCAUUGGGGCGACGAAUUAUUUAAAAACAACUAUUUCAGCCGAUCCUUGUAAUCCGCCGUGCAAGUCAAAUAAAAACGAAAUUUGCGUAACCUAUGGUUUGUCUUCAAGUUUUUGUGGCUGUCGGCCAAGUUUUGGACGGCUGUUUCCGGAUCUUCCUUGCAAACCCACUUAUUCUUACGAAAUGAAAUUGCAAACCGACUGGGUUGAAAAUUCUUUAAUAAAGCUGAUUGGAAUAGAUAUGAAUUCCACAAACGAAUAUCACCAUAUAAAAAUAAUUUUUACAGACGCCGUCGAUCGUAUGAUUAUGCAAUCUGAUUAUAGGAACAUAUUUCAUGGCGCGCAAUUACAAAGCAUUUUUGCAGAGGAGAAAAACAACAAAAUUACGGCUACAUUUUUAUUACAGUUGUCAGAGAACAGCGAUGAAAAUCUACUAAAAUCAACACUUACAAAACAUUUACGACUAAGCAAUUUUAGUAUUGGAGGCACUGGUUUGCACACUUCAAAAAAUGGUCCUAAUUUAUUAGCUUUUAAAGAUUUCGAUGAGUGUCGCCAUAAAGACUUUAAUGACUGCUCCAAUGAUGCCCACUGUUUUAAUUUAGUUGGCAGUUACACUUGUGUUUGUAAAGAAGGUUAUAUGGAUAUAUUCCCAAACGCAUUAUACCCAGGUCGCCAUUGCUUAGAUAAUAAAAUUGGAUGUGAUAAAUGUAGCUACCAUGGAAAAUGUUUUCAAAAGUGGGCAGACAAACAACAACAGGCAAUAACAUCGUGCAAGUGCAACAGUUGGUAUGCUGGAACAAAAUGCCAAGUUAACCUCAAAGUGGUAAUAAUACUUCUUUUGACUAUGGGCACACUUUUGUUGGCAUUGCUGUUGUCUUUCUUAUUGCUUAUAAACAUCAAACCUAAAAAUAAGGGCAACAGAAUAGCAAGCCAAUUUAAUAAUGCAUCUUCCCAAUUACAUCGCAGCAUAAUAUCAUCAAACGAAAUUUGUGAAAUAAGCCAAACUAUGCUAGCCGUUUCUAAAAAGAAAUGUAAAAGCUCGUACAUCAAGGAAAAAUCUGCUACGCAGAAUGAUCAGACCUCUUCAGCUUAUAAUACAAGCGACGAUUUAACAGUCAAAAUUUCCAGUAGUUCAGAUAAUAACUUUGACGAAGACGGGCACACCUACCGCUCUCUCACUCUUAUGAUUCCACGUGCGAAAUUCCGUCUGCCAUUUACUUCUAAGAUCUCCUAUAUUAACCAUCAAUCGAAUAUGCAUCUGGAGCCCUGUCGAUCUGGUACUCUAACUCUAGCUAGUCGAAAUGAUUCCGAUGAACUUUUCUACAGAAACCCCAUUAGCCCAAUGUCCUAUCCUGGUAUCAGCGGGUGUGAAAGUAUCUGUCGUUGUUAGCAAACAUUUAUUGUGAAAUUUUACAUAAGUUAUUUAGAUUUAUACAAAACAAUAGGAUGUGAAGCUUAUUGCAAUUAAUGAUAAGCUUGUGAUCAUCUUCACGUUGUAAUUUUUCUAUAUCCGUAACUAUUAGAGUACAAAUAUGUUUAAAAUAGCUAAAGUAUUAUUUUGAUUGAUCAAGAUCAUCAAUCGAGAUGUCUAUCAGUCCGUACCAAUCAGAAAAGAGAUCGGUUUUUCAAAAAUUUAUACGCUACGCACCAGACUUUGACUGGAUAUGCGAACUACACAGUGAAAAUAGUUUUUGUUUAUAAAUAUUCUGGUUAUAGUUAUUAGUUAUAAAUAUUAUUUGAGUUAUUUGAGUAAAGAGUAUCCUCCCUCGUGAAUAACUCGCUUUAGGACGGACGAUCCUCCCUGGUUAGGACGGGAAAGGGAAGGCGAAUCCUCCCUAGUGAAUAACUCGUUUUGGGACGGGCAAUCCUAACUAGGCAUGUCGGGAAAGGAAAGGCGGAUCCUCCCUCGUGAAUAACUUGUUUUGGGAUGGACAAUAUUCCCUAGUCAGGUCGGGCAGGGACGGUGGAUCCUCCCUAUCGCGCAUCGAGUGAUUUCCUAAGCCUGAGAAUACUCUGUCGGCUGCGGCCUCGUCCGAAGGUCCAGCCCGUGGGAUUUUUGGGUCUGAAAAACCCCUCCAAGACGAUCACAAAACUCUGUUCGUCGAACGGACAGACUUCUCUAUUCGACUGAGGUUCGGAAUUCGACUGAGGUUCAUACCCCGGCUGGAAAACAUCCUUACAAGUGGCGCCCGAGCAGGGACACUAAGGCUAGCUAGAGUGACAACAAAGUGGCGUAGAGACCCACUAAAGUUAUAAAUAUUCUGGUAUCUGAAUGAAUAUCAAUAUCUUUGGAAUUGAGUGAUAUAUGCACAAAAAAUGGAUUAGCAAUAGCUAAAACUUUAAAAGUUAUUUGAGUAAAGAGUAUCUAACAACCGGGUCCCUCGACGAAAAACAGAAAAUUAACUACGAAUUUAGAACUCAAUAAGUAUACAUAUAGUCUAUAUGAUAUAGAACCACGAACAUUAAAUUUAAAAGUUUCUUUUAGUAAAAUCAGUCAGCGGAAUCCUAUAAAAAAGAAACAAAUAUGUUUCAUAUAAAUAUUGUGUAUAGCAUUCGAUAUUGACUGCUAACUUUAUGAGUUUGUUUCUGGAAUAAAUAUUAAAAUUGAUUUUAAGCAUUAAGUUAUACAUUUUAUUUAAUGUAUGUAAAUGCAUUUUUAACAAGUAACAGAAUGGGGUAAAGCAUUAAAAUUUGCAAUAAAAUGGUAUAAACUCGAAAAAAAA